Molecule: messenger RNA, 1095 nt
Organism: Fusarium tjaetaba
Lineage: Eukaryota; Fungi; Ascomycota; Sordariomycetes; Hypocreales; Nectriaceae
Exons: 2
Coding region: 1-1095 (364 amino acids)
Molecular function (GO): protein binding
Source: RefSeq, a predicted model, not a curated record
AUGCCGUCGCUUCAAACCCUCCCGCCAGAAGUUACUACCGCAAUUCUCAAAUACCUCAAUCCAUUCGACCUACUCUCCGUCCUCCAGACUUUCAACAAAGCACUAUUCAGCGCAGCAGAAAUAGCAUUCAAGCCCUAUAAAGAAUGGACUCGCAACGCCCAGAAAAUGGUAGCAUUGUUUCCUCCCCGAAGCAGCCAUAGCACCCGCCGUCUCUGCCCUUCAUAUCCAUCUUACAUCCCGCCGUUGGACCAUGAUAACGUCUCGGAGCGCGAGGAAAUAGCCAGGAGGGAUUAUGAGGACCUUUCACUGGAUCUUGAAGGUGGACCCUAUAUACGAUGUUCCCCGCCUGAUCUGAUAACUUGGAUGAAGCUCGACGGCUCAUUCGAGUGGCUUGAACCUCUUGAUGAGGAUAUGGCGGAUGAGAUGCUGCCACAUACCGGAGUUGAAGGCGAUCGGCCAGUAGCGCCAAAAGCUGACGUCGAUGCUCUCGUCAAGCAAGUCAGCGAUUUGGGCCUUGUGCUUCCUGUGGGCUUUGAGGCAUUUGUCCGAAGCAACAGACUGCACCACCGUAUUCCGAGCACUUCGGCCUGGUACUUCCGGCUCUCAAAGCCCAUCAAAUGUCCAGCUGCCAUUGAUGACGAUCAAGGAGGUUACUUGAUCCGCUUCCACUUCGACCAGCAGCACUGUGGUUUUGCAUACCUGUAUCUGAGCCCAUCGGGAGGUCAUUGCGUGUUGGUAUCGACGGUUGAUGUGUACGCAUGCCUUAACGAUGACGACGAAAUCAAUGGGGGGCAAGCGGAUGGAGAUAACGCUGUGGACGAGGGAGGAGAUGCGUAUGACGACAGCGAGCUUACAAAGGAAUACUUCUCACUAGCUGGACUUUCAUUCGAGGAGUAUCUUGUGACGGUCUACUUUGAGGGACUGCUUAGUUUCGAGGCCGAUAGCUUUAAGGGAUUGGAGGAUUUUGUUAAGCAUGUUUAUCGCUCGCCUAGAGAGGUUGAACAUCUGCGCGAAACAAAUGAAGCAAUUAAGGUGUUCCUCGAUGCGCAGAAGUGGAAGGGUGUAGAGCAUUACAGGCAAAGCAUUAGCGAUUAA